AAUGGAUUAAUUGACGCGGCAUUUCUCAACUGUGCCAUCCAAGACAAGGAGAAGCUGAAGAAGCAUAUGAUAAAGACCCUUGCAUCUACUUGCUCCAAUUUCUGCAAGUGUUUCGCAAUUCCCAUCUCGCAUCUUUGGUUCUUUGGCGGGUAAAGCGAUCCCUGACCGUUCACUGCCGCUGGGGCCUUGAGAUCUGAAACCCUGGUCUGGAGUCGCCAGGAAGAUCACUGGAUCAGUCCCUGCGCCGCCUACAGCCGAUCCCCUGCGUGUUCCCACAGUUUCCUUUAUCCACCAGAUCGGAUAGCCAUACUGUAACCUAGUCUGGCCAUAGCCCACCUUACCUGGGCGUGCCUAGACGACUGUUUAUCAAGCUUCAAGUUCAGCUCGACGGGAUCCUUCCCUCCAACGAUCCUAUUGAGACUACUCACACCCUCCCCUCAAGGCGAACACGCAACAUAAGUCCAUCAAGAUGAAAAAGUUCCUGGGCAACAUCAAGAAAAAGAGUGGGAGUCCAGAGCGCAAUGGAAGUUCCCCGGUUUCUCUACCUCAUGGUGAUGCGCCAGAGGCGGUGGUUGUUCGUGAAGUGACGGCAUUUUGCGAAUCAAGCGCACCCAACUCAGCAACCGCCGGCGAAGAGUACCUCCACCUGCCAGCCAUUGUCGACGCUGCAGAGUCCAGUCCUACCGCGGCGAAAGAGGCAGCUGCCACAAUCCGUCGUUAUCUAUCAAGAGAACACAACAAUCGAGGCUAUGCACAGUACAACGCCGUCAUGCUAAGUCGCAUCCUGACCGACAACCCUGGCCAUGUCUUCACACAGAACUUCGACGUCAAGUUCGUAACGACUGUCAAAGAACUCCUGCGCGAGGGAAAAGAUACCAGUGUACAGCAGAUUCUCAGAGAAACGUUGGACUACUUUGAGUUCCAGAAGGCACCUGGCGACGACGGCUUGGGACCGUUGAUAGAAAUGUGGAGGAAAGAGAAAGGAAAGCGCAACAACGUUCGCAGUUCGGUAGGUUGGGGCUCUUUGGAGGCGGUUGGCUCGGAUCAUCAUGCUGAUUACCAACAGCAAUACCGAGUUCCUCCUCCUCCAUCCGGACAGUACACUCAGUCGUCAGGCCGAAGACGCGAUGCCCUGCCACCCCCAGACGAGCUUGUUUCCAGAAUUGAAGAGGCGAAGACGACUGCGCGACUUUUGGUGCAGACCGUGCAGUCCACACCCAGCGCAGAGUUGUUGUCUACCGACUUGGUGCAAGAGUUUGCGGAAAGAGCAAGAUCCGCUCAGAGAAGCAUUCAAGGUUACUUGAAUUGCCAACAUCCUGCACCGGAUCCAGACACUACGCUCACCCUGAUCGAGACAAACGACCUGCUAAACAUUGCCAUGUCGAAACACCAAAGAGCGGUUCUUCAAGCCCGCAAGUCUAAUGGACUGGCGACGCCGAGUCCUCAGCCAGAGCAGGAACCAGCGCAAAACCCCCUCUCGAUGCCGCAACACAAUCUAGGUCAAAAUGUCUACAGUGAUAGCUCUUUGACUGACCAGAGACCCUAUGCGACGUCUCCCCCUCGUCGGCAAAAUCCUGUCCCUAGUCCACCCAUCAGCCCUCAAAAACAGGAUACUCACGAGCAAUUUGCACCGCCACCUGGACCUCCUCCGGCGUCCCGACGACCUACGGGAGCGCAGACGACCGGCUUCGACUACGAUCAUGCAGAUUCGGCGUCUGAACAACGACCUCCAGUGCCAGACCGGGCCCGCCCACCUACAGAUUCGUACGUUUCGACAUCCGCGUAUGGUGUAUCCGAAAACCCGUUUGCGGAUGAUGCAUAUGGAGAGGGGCCAAACACGUCAAAGACGUCAAACGGCUUGAUCGACUUCAGUGAAGAUACACCGUCCGCCCCAUCUCAGCAGUCAGUGGGCAACCAGCAUAUUAGUGAACUCGCCGGAGACCAGCAAAGACCGGGACCGUACAGUUCCGAGUACAAGCCAACUCCGAGCUACAUGCAUAGACAGGACUCUUCCGUGGCGAAUUUGACCAUGCACGGCGGAAGUCCACCAGCUGGGUUGAAUGGACAGGGGCAGAAUGGUCCCCACGAGACCGGGCCUGUAAGCCCGGUCUAUGAAGCCGAAGGAGUCGGUCGACGAAUGAAUGAUUUGCGUAUUUAGUAGAGUAGUGCGUGAGCGAGAGUCAGCGAUGAAUAUGACUGUUUGGAUCUCAUUGAAAAUCAGAUACCCUCACGUAGUCGGUGUAAUAGAAUGAUGACCUGUUGCAGAUGCCACUGUACCUACGUAUGAGAUUAUGCUGGACC
Exophiala viscosa is the source of this 2301-nucleotide messenger RNA. RefSeq lists its product as uncharacterized. The transcript is spliced from 3 exons. The record is from RefSeq and is a predicted model, not a curated record. Gene Ontology annotation, molecular function: phosphatidylinositol binding; ubiquitin binding. Bases 470 to 2158 code for a protein of 562 amino acids. Lineage: Eukaryota; Fungi; Ascomycota; Eurotiomycetes; Chaetothyriales; Herpotrichiellaceae.